This is a messenger RNA of Spea bombifrons (plains spadefoot toad), 2468 nucleotides long. It is a transcript of the gene PNPT1, whose product is annotated as polyribonucleotide nucleotidyltransferase 1. Bases 36 to 2402 code for a protein of 788 amino acids. Gene Ontology annotation, biological process: mitochondrial RNA 3'-end processing; mitochondrial mRNA catabolic process. Lineage: Eukaryota; Metazoa; Chordata; Amphibia; Anura; Pelobatidae. Gene Ontology annotation, cellular component: cytosol; mitochondrion. The transcript is spliced from 28 exons. Gene Ontology annotation, molecular function: polyribonucleotide nucleotidyltransferase activity; 3'-5'-RNA exonuclease activity; RNA binding. The record is from RefSeq and is a predicted model, not a curated record.
UGUAGUCAGGUGGUGGGGAGGCUGCCUAAGGUGUCAUGGCGGCUUCCAGGAGUUGCCGGUCUGGGCUGAUGUGUGCGUUGUUGUGUAGAGUGGGCUUACCGCUGCCUCACAGGCGCUGUGGGAUGAGGCAGCUGGCGGCGCGGUGGCCUCUGCUUCGCAGGACGUUUAGCCAAACAGCGGACACUUCCGCUGUGACCGUGGACCUGGGAGGCAGGAAGUUGGAGCUUUCCUCUGGAAAGCUUGCCAGAUUUGCAGAUGGAUGUGCUGUUGCAAAGUUAGGUGAGACGUCUGUACUGGUAACUGCUGUCAGCAAGACAAAGCCUUCUCCAUCUCAGUUCAUGCCGUUAGUGGUUGAUUAUCGCCAAAAAUCAGCCGCAUCUGGAAGGAUACCUACAAAUCACCUAAGAAGAGAAAUGGGAUCCAGUCAUAAUGAAAUCUUAACUAGCAGAAUAAUAGAUCGAUCAAUUCGGCCUCUUUUUCCUGCCGGCUACUUCUAUGAUACACAGGUCCUGUGCAAUUUACUGGCAGUAGAUGGUGUACAUGAACCUGAUGUCUUAGCCAUUAAUGGAGCUUCUGCAGCACUUGCAGUGUCGGACAUACCAUGGAAUGGACCGGUCGGUGCUGUCAGAGUGGGUCUGGUUGAUGGAGAGUUUAUUAUUAAUCCCACCCGAAAAGAAAUGUCAUUAAGUACAUUGAAUCUCGUAAUCACUGGACGUAGUCAAAGCCAGAUAGUCAUGAUAGAGGCUGCGGCAGAGAAUGUACUUCAACAAGAGUUUUGUCAUGCUGUGAAACUUGGGGUGAAACACAGUCAACAGAUUAUUCAAGGUAUCCAGCAGCUGGCAAAAGAGCAUGGGAAGGAAAAGAGAACGCUACAGAAGGCUUUCCUGGCCCCAAUCGAGAUUGUAGAGUGUGCUAAAGAGUAUUCAUCUGAAAAGAUAUAUCAAGUAUUCUCUGAUUUUACGCAUGACAAAAUUUCUAGAGAUGAAGCCAUAAAGAAGAUCAGGCUUGAAACAGAGGAAAUGUUAAAAGAAAACUUUCCAAAUGCAGAUCCCUUCGAAGUAAUGGAAUCAUUCAAUGUUGUCUGCAAAGACAUUUUUAGAAGUAUUGUUUUGAAUGAAUACAGAAGAUGCGAUGGUAGAGACCUAACAUCUCUCCGAAACAUAAACUGUGAAAUUGAUCUGUUCAAACCCCUUCAUGGAUCUGCUUUAUUCCAGAGAGGACAAACACAGGUUCUGUCUACUGUAGCUUUUGAUUCAAUCGAAUCAAGUAUGAAAUUUGAUCAAAUUGCAUCAGCUGUAAGUGGUGUGAAAGAUAGAAAUUUUAUGCUACAUUAUGAGUUUCCCCCAUACGCCACAAAUGAAAUUGGAAAGGUGACGGGCGUUAACAGACGAGAGUUGGGUCACGGUGCCCUGGCAGAAAAGUCUUUGAGACCAGUUAUCCCAAAAGAAUUUCCUUUCACAAUAAGAGUGACGUCAGAAGUAUUAGAAUCAAAUGGUUCGUCUUCCAUGGCUUCUGCGUGUGGUGGCAGUUUGGCAUUGAUGGAUGCAGGGGUCCCUAUCUCUGCCCCUGUUGCUGGAGUUGCAAUUGGGCUUGUUACAAAGUACAACUCGGCAAACAAUGGAGAAAUUGAAGACUAUCGCUUACUUACGGAUAUUUUGGGUAUUGAGGAUUACUUCGGUGACAUGGAUUUUAAAAUGGCUGGUACCAACAAAGGAAUCACUGCUUUGCAGGCAGACAUUAAGAUUUCUGGAUUGCCACUUAAAAUCGUAAUGGAAGCAAUUCAACAGGCAACAGUGGCAAAAAAGGAUAUUCUGCAGAUCAUGAAUAAGGUCAUUUCAAAACCACGAGCAAACAGAAAAGAAAACAGCCCAGUAGUAGAGACUGUACAAGUUCCCUUAUCAAAAAGGAUGAGGUUUCUUGGGCCUGGUGGUUAUAACUUAAAAAAGCUUCAAGCUGAAACAGGUGUGACUGUGAGUCCAGUAGAUGAAGAGACUUUUUCUAUUUUUGCUCCAACGCCCUGUGCAAUGAAUGAAGCAAGAGAAUUUAUUAAUGAAGUUUGCAAAGAUGAUCAAGAUCUCCAGUUGGAGUUUGGAUCAAUUUAUACAGCCACAAUAACUGAAAUCAGGGACACGGGUGUGAUGGUUAAGCUUUAUCCAAAUAUGACACCAGUGCUUCUUCAUAAUUCCCAGCUUGAUCAUCGAAAGAUAAAGCACCCAAGUGCUCUGGGUCUUGAAAUUGGGCAACAAAUACAGGUGAAAUACUUUGGACGUGAUCCAACAGAUGGCAGAAUGAGGCUGUCUCGAAAAGUGCUUCAGUCUCCGGCAGCUACUGUAAUUAAAACACUUAGCGACAAAAACAGCAUUUCAAUGGGAAGCACAGACACCCCAGCAUCAUUACCCUAAACAAGUGAUUCAUAUGUCUGUACAUUCUGUAGAUAAAUGUUUUAAUUAUAAAUCGUUUUCGUACAA